AAAAAGUUGCAGACCAUUGCAAGUAGACUGUAAAGCUCCUCCCUCGGGGUUUCAAACUGGGGAAGUUACUCUUUGACAAAAAACAAACACAAAAAAACCCCCACAAAAACCCCACAGGCAAGGUAACUAGAGGUAUGUUAUGCGCCGAUAAAUUGUCUGCGGCGAGUGCAAGAAUUGGAGUUACGAGGACCGCAGUACUACCAGAUAGAACACGAGUUCCAGACACUCAGCUAUGGAGCGCAAAGUCGGCGUGAAUAAUGUUAAAAUUGCCGUAGUCGGAGGAGGCUUGGUUGGUGCAUUAAAUGCCUGCUUCUUUGCAAAGAGAGGUUUCCAAGUGGAGCUGUAUGAAUCAAGAGAGGAUAUACGAAGGGCUACAGUCGUGAAAGGGAGGAGUAUAAACCUGGCCCUUUCACACAGAGGCCGUGAAGCCCUGAAAGCUGUUGGGAUGGAAGAUAAGAUUGUCUCUAAAGGCAUCCCCAUGCAUGCUAGGAUGAUCCAUUCUCCUUCAGGGAAAAGGUCUCCAAUCCCCUAUGGCAAAAAAGGACAGUAUAUCCUGUCUGUUGAUAGAGCCAACCUUAACAAAGAGCUUUUAUCUGCUGCUGAAACAUACCCCAGUGCCAAGAUGAACUUUGAACACAAACUGGUGGAUUGGAAUUUGGAAUCCGGUUCAAUGACAUUCCUCAGGAAUGAUGGGUCAACCAAAGUGACUACAUGUGAUCUCACAGUUGGGUGUGAUGGGGCCUUCUCUGCUGUUAGAAAGCGCUUCAUGCGACAAAGCCGUUUCAACUACAGUCAGACAUACAUUCCACAUGGGUAUAUGGAACUUACUAUACCUCCAAAACAUGGGGAUUUUGCCAUGGAACCGAAUUUUCUCCACAUUUGGCCAAGAAACACUUUCAUGAUGAUUGCUCUGCCCAACUUAGACAUGACCUUUACCUGCACCCUUUUCAUGCCGUUUGAGGACUUUGAGAAGAUUACCACUGGGGAUGAAGUGCUGGAAUUCUUCCAGAGAUACUUUCCUGAUUCCAUUCCCCUCUUUGGAGAAGAGGCAUUGAAGCAGGAUUAUUUCCGCUUGCCAGCCCAAGCUAUGGUGUCAGUAAAGUGUUCCCCAUACCAUAUUGGAACCGCAUGUGUGCUAAUGGGAGAUGCAGCUCAUGCUGUUGUUCCCUUUUAUGGACAAGGAAUGAACGCGGGCUUUGAAGAUUGUAUUGUUUUUGACGAAUUGUUGGACCAGUAUAACUGUGACUUUAGUAUCUGCCUUCCUGAGUUUACAAGACUGAGGGUCCCGGAUGACCAUGCUAUAGCUGACUUGGCCAUGUACAACUAUAUUGAGAUGCGUGCACACGUCAACUCCAAAUGGUUCCUGUUCCGGAAGCAUCUUGAUAUGAUUCUUCACUACAUGAUGCCGAACACGAUUAUCCCUUUAUACACCAUGGUUACAUUUACAAGAACCCGGUACCACGAGAUAGUAAAGAGAUGGCAAUGGCAGAACAAGGUCAUUAACCGAGGACUUUUUCUUUGUGGGGUGUCUUCGGUUUUAGGUGGCACGUACCUGCUCAUUAAACACCCCCCUUGUACACCAAGCAUUAAGCUGGACCAACUGUGGAACUGGGCCUAGAGUCUGAAGUAACAGAUUUACAAACAGACAGGCCUGGGUGACAGGGUGUAUUUCUGUGUUUCGCGGAUCACCACUAUAUCGAGGCCUCUAAAUAUUUUCAAACCGGGCCUUUUUUGAUGUUUUUGCACGUGUACGUGUGUGUGUAUAUAUAUAUAUAUAUAUAUAUAUAUAUAUAUAUAUAUAUAUACACACACACACACAAAGGGCAAUAUUGCCCUCAGCCUUUGGCUUUGAGCAAUAUAAUAACAUAAUCUCUGUAAGCUAGUAUUGUCCUCCCUCAGGGGCAAUAAUUUUGUGAUAUGUGACUAAAAAAAAAACAGUUGAAGGGCUUGAGUAGGUUUAACCAAUGGGAUAGUCAAAGAUCUGCUCCUUGUUACAACAGUGUAUACUUGCAAGACGAACGACACACGCCUCACGCCCCAAGCCUGACACCCCAAGCCUGGUACCCUUAUAACUCCGCCUCUACAGUGACGCAGUUUCCAAGUCCUCAAGAAACGUCUGCUAAGAAAUAAAUAAUAAUAAUAAUAAUGAUGCACUGAUCCCACCCAUGUGAAGUCAUUUUUUUUUUUUGUUUACAGAAUCUACUUUUCUCUGUAUUGUUAAUGUCGUAACAUGUAAUAUGCCCAUUUUAUUUAUGUUUUUCAAAUAAUUAAUACAUCGACAUUGCGUUCUAAAUAAACCAUUUAAUCAUCAUUACAUUUAUAAAGGCAGUAUUAAUUAAUUGCUUGAUACUCUCUGAUUAAUGUACUACUGUUAGAACGGAACCCUAUAAAAAUGUACCACUGGAUUUUGGAACAAGGUACAAAGGUAUCUGUGAAAGUACAAUUGUAAUGUAUCCUACACCAUCAAUAUACAAUUCCCUGUGUUACAAUAAUGCAGUACAAACAUAAUAAUAGUAUAGCUACACUAUAGAACCGUGGUACAUUUUUAUAGGGCUAUAGCGUCACACAAUCUACAUUUACUUAAUCGUAUUGAAGUAAGAAUUAUGUGUUCCAUUCUCAUCUUAUUUACAAUGUAAAAUUGACAUGCUUACAUGUCUGUAUAGGUUAGCCUAGGUAAACGCAAUAAAAUAUAGGAAGCUGAAGUUCAGGUAGUCACUCAUAUUAUUUGCAUCCCAGUUUUUGUUCUGUCCAUUAAGCUCAUAUGCAAUUUAUCAAAGUUGAAUGAUUAUCCCUUUGUUUAAGUUCCUUUGGUCAUAUCAUGUUGACCUGCUUUUUGUCUGUGUAUCCCACAAGGAUCAUCCCUUCUACAAGUGCAUGUGACCUGGCCCAACAUGGAUUUGUGUGGCACAUAUGCCAAUGGAGUUUGUAUGCCAUAGCUAAAUAUCCCUGUGCCAUGUAUUUGCAUAUUCUAAAUGAAAUACAAACUGAAAUUAGAAUUUCAAUGUAGAUGUAAAAUAAAAAUACAGGCCUGCAUAAA
Molecule: messenger RNA, 3037 nt
Organism: Acipenser ruthenus (sterlet)
Lineage: Eukaryota; Metazoa; Chordata; Actinopteri; Acipenseriformes; Acipenseridae
Product: kynurenine 3-monooxygenase-like
Exons: 15
Coding region: 233-1618 (461 amino acids)
Biological process (GO): NAD+ metabolic process; L-tryptophan catabolic process; quinolinate biosynthetic process
Cellular component (GO): mitochondrial outer membrane
Molecular function (GO): NAD(P)H oxidase H2O2-forming activity; FAD binding; kynurenine 3-monooxygenase activity
Source: RefSeq, a predicted model, not a curated record